AUGGCUUCCGUGAAGAGCAUGCUGGCCGCCGGACUCCUUGCUGCGCCUUGCGCAGACGCCUUCGUGGCCCCUGGAGUCUCCCAGGUCCAGGUCCAGGGAGCAACGCUUCGGGGCUCCGCGGGCGUGCAGUCUGAGUCCAGCUUCGGACCGAAGUCCGCUUUGGCUGCUGCGUCCGCAGGCGCGGUGGCGCUGAGCUUCAUUGGAGCGCAGCGCCCUGUAGCUCGCAAGCAGAAGGUGGUCUGCAACUUCAGCAAGGAAAGCCAAAUUGGCGCCAUGGAUCCGCUCGGCUACUUCGAUCCUCUUGACCUCUGCAAGGACGAGGCGACCUUCAAGGACUUCCGGGCUAAGGAGAUCAAGCACGGCCGAUUGGCUAUGAUGGGAGCACUUGGAAUGUUGACUCAGAGCCUGGUGCAGCUCCCUGGCUUUGAGGGCGUGCCAAAGGACGUGUCUGCUUGCACCGUCGGCGCUGGCCAGACUGGCUUCCUUAUCACCAUCGCCAUCAUUGCGGUGCUGGAAGCUACAGUCUUUGUGCAAGACGACAGCAAGGAGCCGGGAAAUUUCGGUAACCCCCUGCCGCUGGUGGGUGACGACUACUCGGACGAGAUGAGGGCCCGAGAACUAAACAACGGGCGCAUCGCUAUGUUCGCAGCGAUAGGUCAGAUCGCUGCGGGCCUCUACACAGGCAAGUCUGGCAUUGAGCAGUUCGGCGCCUGA
Molecule: messenger RNA, 714 nt
Organism: Symbiodinium pilosum
Lineage: Eukaryota; Dinophyceae; Suessiales; Symbiodiniaceae
Source: the annotation of a GenBank genome assembly